AUGGACUGGAACGGCGGUUAUUUGUCAAUUUCGAGUUUUCUUUCUUUUUACCUCCUGACGCAGAAUACUUCUAUUUCCUCACGCUACGCUCUUGCCUUUUGGUCAGUUAUCAUGCUGAGUAUUGUUCAAGGAGUCUCUGCACCACAUCGAACCCCUUGCGCUUCGGUUUCGCGUAUGACUAUGAUGCUGCCAGGUCAGAACGGUAUCGCGUCCGGUUGGUCAAGCGAAUCUAUAGGUAGCGCUUGUCCGGGUCUGAACAAUCAUGGAACUUCUACGUGUGCCAUGAUGCAGGAAAGACCAAGAAGGUGCCAAGCACUAAUAUAA
This is a messenger RNA of Colletotrichum tamarilloi, 324 nucleotides long. RefSeq lists its product as uncharacterized. The record is from RefSeq and is a predicted model, not a curated record. Bases 1 to 324 code for a protein of 107 amino acids. The transcript has a single exon. Lineage: Eukaryota; Fungi; Ascomycota; Sordariomycetes; Glomerellales; Glomerellaceae.